CACCUGCACCACCAUCCAUUACCACUAUCAAUGAUAUUUCCGCAGGCUUUUUUUUCCGACUCCUUCCUUGGCUACCCGUCACAAUGUACCACCAGCCACCCCAUCAGUCUCACAGACUGUGUGACUCAACGCUGGAUCAAUUGAGGAGGGUGAUGUUCAGAAUCACAUGACCAGCGCCAGGAUCACUAGAGUAUAGAGCAGAGGCUGGGAGGUGGCGAGCCCACACUAUGGAGCAUCCCUGCAGCUGCUCUCUGUGACUACCCAGCGCUCAGCCACAUUCCACAGGGACAAUACUCGAAACGCACAGGUUAUGCCACCUCAAAGGUUAACUGGAAACCCAACAGUGAAAGAGAAGGGCUGAUCCCUCCCUCCCCCCACCCUGCACUUUCCGUGGUGUUCUCUGUUCAAGCAUGGCAGCUGGCGGCGACAGGAGCGAAGUGUUCAUCAACCUGCAUCAGAUUCUCGCUGACAUUGAGAAACACUCCCCGAAUGGACAAGAGGAAGAAGACUGGGAGAAAGCCCUUUCAGUGGAGAGAUUUGGGGAUUUCAUUUCUGAAACUUCUUCCUGGAACGCUGAGAAAACGGGACGCAGCUACAGUGAGAGGGACUUUGAAACCUGUUCCCGACACACUGAGAAAACGGGGCGCAGCUACAAUGAGAGGGACUUUGAGUAUCACCGGCACACCUCCCAUCACACUCACCACCCUCUCUCCACCCACCUCCCCCCCACCAUGAGGUUCCGCAAGAGGGUGUUUCGCAUUGACCGUCGCAAGAAGAAGAAACGCAAGAAAAAGAAGACAUCCAUCCCGCCCUCCGACGUCACACCAACCAUCCAUGAAGUAGACGAGGAAGAGGAGGAGUCUGAUGCAGAGGGGCGGCGCCAGGGUGCCAUGCCAACUCCACCCCUAGACGACAAACCAAAGUUCAGCAUUGGGGUGGAAGAAGACCACACCCAGCCUUUGCCCUUCCAGAACUUCCACGUGGAGAAUGAGUGCACCCCCAGCCCCGAGUCUCCCCCCUCCACCAGCGCCCCUGUCAUGAAGCUGGACCCCUUGGGGUGGGGCGAGACUUUGAGCCGGUUCUCACAGCUUCCCCAGGACACUCUGGACUUGCCCUCGAGGGGGUGGUUUAAGAGGAAACCCCUUCACAGACUGACCGGGGGCCAGAGAGCCAGCUAUGACCUGCGUGAGAGGAUCUGCAUCGGAAGCAUGACCACCAUGGAGACAGCCAUUUAUCAGAAAGUGCCCACAGACGAGGCCGAAGCACAGAUGCUGGCCAGUGCAGAUCUGGAUGGCAUGAAAAGUCAUAGGUUUGAGGACAACCCCGGGGUGCGGCGGCACUUGGUGAAGAAGCCGUCCCGCAGCCAAUUGACCCGAGCCAACCAAAAAACCUCGCCGCCCCCCUCUGCCCUCAAGAAGAAGAAGACAGACAGGAAACCCCAUGAGGUGUUUGUGGAGCUGAACGAGCUGAUCGUGGAUAAGAACCAGGACAUGCGCUGGAAGGAGACAGCGCGCUGGAUCAAGUUUGAGGAGAAUGUGGAAGAGGAGACUGAUCGCUGGGGCAAACCCCACGUAGCCUCCCUCACCUUUCGGAGUCUGCUGGAGCUCCGGAGAACCAUCACACAUGGGGCGGUCCUCCUUGACUUGGAGCAGACCACGCUGCCUGGGAUCGCUCACCUCGUGGUUGAGACCAUGAUCACCUCAGACCAGAUCAAGGCAGAGGACCGGGCCAACGUGCUGAGAGCCCUGCUGCUCAAACACAGACUCCCUCAAACCAGUAUCCUAGCAGCGCUUCUGGACUUGCCUGUAAAGUCAGAAUGGUAUCAACUUCAAAAACAAACAUCCCUUAUCUUGCAUGUUUCUCCUGAAAAGAAAGAGACAUUGCAGAAGAGGAUGUGGACAAUCCACCCCAAUGAUGAGAAAGAUGUGUUCUUCCCACGGAACCCCUCUGCCGCUAACAUGGGUUCGGUGAUGGCCAGUCACCACCACAACCACAACCACACCACAGACACAUGUCUCCCUCCAAUGGGGGAGGAGAAAACUGAACUGCAUGACACCAAAUCCCAAGAUUCAGAGAAAUCUGUGCACCAUCACAAUGGGGAGGGGCAUCGGAACAAAUCCGUGAAACUCCUGGAGAAGAUUCCCGAGGGGGCUGAAGCUACUGUAGUUUUAGUCGGCUGUGUGGACUUUCUGGAGCAGCCGGCCAUGGCGUUUGUCCGACUGAAUGAGGCGGUAUUCCUUGAAUCCGUCCUGGAGGUUCCAGUCCCUGUCCGCUUCCUCUUUGUGCUGCUGGGGCCAAGCCAGUCCAACAUCGACUACCAUGAAAUCGGACGAUCCAUCUCCACUCUAAUGUCUGACAAGCACUUCCAUGAAGCAGCGUACUCCACCGACGAUCGCCAGGACCUCCUGAACGCCAUCAACGAGUUCCUGGACUGCAGCAUCGUCAUCCCUCCCUCAGAGGUGGAGGGCAAGGACUUGCUCAAGUCAGUCGCCUCCUUCCAGAAAGAGAUGCUGCGCAAGAGGAAAGAGAGGGAGAACAAUAAGUCAGGGAAUGUGGGAACUGCCCCCGAGGUGAAAGAAGAGAACGAGGAGGAGCGGCGGGAGGAGGUGGAGGACGACCCCCUGAAGCGCACGGGGAUCCCGUUCGGGGGGCUGGUGAAGGAUAUCAAACGACGCUACCCCCAGUACCUGAGCGACCUGCGAGACGUGCUUCACACGCAGUGCCUGGCUGCCGUCGUCUUCAUCUACUUCGCUGCUCUCUCGCCUGCCAUCACCUUCGGAGGGCUGCUGGGGGAAAAGACCGAAGGAAUGAUGGGUGUCUCAGAGUUGAUCAUCGCCACCUCGGCUCUGGGGGUGCUGUUCUCUCUUCUCGCAGGCCAGCCUAUGCUCAUUAUUGGCUUCUCGGGGCCCCUCCUGGUCUUUGAGGAGGCUUUCUAUAAGUUCUGCCAGGCCCAUGAGUUUGAGUACCUGACAGGCCGGGUUUGGAUCGGGUUCUGGUUGAUGAUCAUUGUGUUCAUUAUGGUGGCAGCGGAGGGGAGUUACCUAGUGCGCUACAUCUCGCCUUUCACGCAGGAGAUCUUUGCCUUCCUCAUCUCCCUCAUCUUCAUCUACGAAACGUUCUACAAGCUAUUCAAGGUGUUUUAUGAUCACCCUUUGCUGAAGCAUUACCCUCCCAACACCGAGCCAGGCCUGGGAUACAUCAAUUUGUCUGAGGUAGCCAAGACCACUGAGUCAUCAGUGGGCAUGCAGCCCAACACAGCCCUGCUCUCCAUGGUGCUCAUGCUGGGAACCUUCUUCAUCGCCUUCUUCUUGAGGAAGUUCAGGAACAGCAGGUUCCUGGGAGGCAAGGCCAGGAGAAUAAUUGGAGACUUUGGAAUUCCUAUUUCAAUACUCCUGACAGUAUUUAUUGACUAUGCCAUUACAGAUACCUACACACAGAAGCUGAAUGUUCCCUCUGGAUUCUCUGUUACGUCUCCUCUGAAGCGAGGCUGGUUUAUCCAUCCUUUGGGGGAUAAGCAGCCUUUCCCUAUCUGGAUGAUGUUUGCAUCUGUAAUACCAGCCCUACUGGUGUUCAUUCUCAUCUUCAUGGAAAGCCAGAUUACCACCCUGAUAGUGAGUAAGAAGGAGCGGCGACUGGCCAAAGGGUCUGGGUUCCACCUUGACCUGCUCCUGAUCGUGACCCUGGGAGGGUUGUGCCCCCUCUUCGGCCUGCCCUGGCUGACUGCUGCUACUGUCCGCUCGGUCACCCACGUCAACGCCCUGACCGUGAUGAGCAAGGCCACGGCUCCUGGAGAGAAGCCCAAGAUCAGGGAGGUCAAGGAGCAGAGAGUCACCGCCAUGAUGGUAGCUGUGCUUGUGGGUCUCUCGAUUGUCAUGGCUGAUAUUCUGCGUCUGAUUCCCCUGGCGGUCCUGUUUGGGAUUUUCCUUUACAUGGGGAUCACCUCCCUCACUGGGAUCCAACUGUACGAGCGACUGCUGCUCCUGGUCACUCCGUCAAAGCACCAUCCAGACCACGUCUAUGUCACCAAGGUGAAGACUUGGCGAAUGAACAUGUUUACCUGUAUCCAGCUGGGCUGUAUUGUGGUUCUUUGGGUAGUGAAAUCCACUGUUGCUUCCCUGGCCUUUCCCUUCGUCCUCAUCAUGACCGUCCCUCUCCGGCGCUUCAUCCUCACUCGAAUCUUCGAGGACAGGGAGCUGAAAGCUUUGGAUUGUGACAAUGGCUGUCCCAACUUCGAUGAAGACGGUCAGGAUGAAUACAAUGAGUUCCACAUGCCUGUAUAGACAGGGUGUGGGUGAGCCACGUUGGAGAUGCACUGAAGCCAAGGAAGAGCAACGAACAAGAUAAAAAGAGAGUGUGUGUGUGUGUGAGAGAGAGAGAGAGAGAGAGAGAGUCUGUAUGGGCAGGGAGGGUAAGAUAAUGUGCAUGACUAUGAAGCGAGUAUACAUACUUGUAUUUUUCUAGGAGAGACGGAAAGUGUGAAUUAGAGGGAGAGCAGGUAAAGUGACUGAAGAUGUAUUUUUAAAUCGAAACCCUGGUCUUUCCAUAUUAGCUCUGGCAACUCAUUAGGACAUUGGGCUCUGGUCCAAUGAAGACAAUUGGGUGUAUAUAGAGGUCCUAUAAAACCAUCCAGUAGGAGUCUCUGAGCAAAGAAGAGAUUUCUGGAUGACAGAUUGUAAUGGAUCCUUACUGGAAAAACAUUAAAACAGCAGAGUUUAUACUAUAAGUUAUACCUUAUAUGUGUUGCCAACAGAGAAAAAAAUAAAAUUAUAUAUAUAUAUAUAUAUAUAUAUAUAUAUAUAUAUAUAUAUAUAUAUAUAUAUAUAUAUGCGCCUUGGUAAUACUUUGUUUAUUUGGACACAGUUACCACGUUACCUAACUGUUAGAAUCGUCCCACUGCAUUUUCACUGUGCAUUAAAUUGGGAGUGCAGUUUUUAUUGCAGUUUUAGUUUAAUUGCAGAGGUAAAACUGUCAUAAAAUAUGAUAUGAUAAAUGGAAUCUCACUGCCCAUCACCUUCAUUGGAAUUUCAAAUCCUGCUAUCCCUGAAUAGCACUACAUAGCACUACAUACAUUGACAGCAUGGCAUGGCGCCAGGGCCCAUUGCCAAUGACUGAUUUGGUCAAAGUCAGAAUGAUAACAGGAACAUUAAAUAACUGACAUUUUUUUCAUUAAAAUUCAGGACCAAAACACUUGCAAAGAGUGCAUUUGGAGACAACGGUUUCAUGUUUUAUCCACUCAGAAGACGUAUCUACUCAAACACUCAAUGACCCCUGUAGUUAUUGCUUAAUUAGGAUCAGCUUCACAAAUAUUUCAGCUAAUGCCAGUAGCCAGUGCUGCUCUACUGUAAAGUUACCAAAAUAAUGCAUCUUCACUGCAGUUAAACUGAAUCAGAUAUAAUAAAAUAUUUGAUCAUACAUGUAUUUCUAACUAAGGACUGUAUAUUGUUUGCCUGAAACUUGUUUUAGAAUAUAACUAUUAUAUAACUUGCAUGGUUUUAUGAUCACUUAAACAAAGUGUUACCAUUACUACUGUUAUUGUUCUAAUUCAUAUUUAUAAGUUAUUUUUAUUUAUUUAUUAAGCACUGUGCGUAGUUAGAUGUGACAGCGCCAAAGCUUUUCAUUUAUUCACAAAGAGGUGAUCUUUAAAAUCAUGUGGUUUCCCGAUACUGUAUUUUGAAAAUGCCAUGUAAAUAAUAAUGAACUCUAUGGUAGUUGGAGGUUUUUCCUAGAUUACCGGUAUGUACAUUUCUAAUUCUAGAUUUCAAAUGUUUAAAUUGAAAAUAACCCCUUACAGUGGGCCCAAGAGCAUGUUGUUUGAUGCCUGUUUGCAUUUGAAGAAGGAGGGAUUGCUGGGGCUGUUCUUCUCAAACUCGUUGGGUGGGAACCUUCCUUCUGAAAUGAGGAUUGUUUUAGAAUUGGACCCAAAUGUUUUAUUAAGAUACAUAACUACAGUAUAUUGUGCCACUAGAGAUUAGAGUUAGCAAAACCCACUUGACUUUAAUAGCAUUUUCACUACUUAAUGUUUAUUAUUUGAUCAAAAAUGCAUUUUACCAAUGGUUCACAAUUUUUUUUUUUAAAUGUACUGUCCCCUAUGAUGUUUGCAAUAAGUAUGACAGUUUCUUAUUGCAAUUACUCAAAUAUUGUGUUUUAUCAGUUUUUGAUCAGUCUGCUUUGAUUAUGCUGCUUUUCAGUUCUAGUUGCAGCUAUAGACAUCUUGUAGAGGUGUCUUUAUAUUUGUAAGCACCAGCACCAUCUAGUGAAGGGCAUUGUAUUGCGAGCAAAACAAAAGAUAACUUGAUCCAACUUGAUCUAGAUGGAGCUGUCUGUUAUUUCUAUAAAGACACUUUGGCUGACCCAACCUCUGUUACAUACAGUAUAUGUUAGGCAUCUCAAACUAAAGAGCUGAACUUAGGUGAAAGCCCUUUAAGACAUAUUUACAAACAGUAUUUUAGCAGUUGCUAUGCGAACCACUCAUAAUGAAUGCAAACAUCAUGAAGACGUAAAAGGACAAUGCAAGACUCAGAAAGCAAGGGCUACAGCCGGACCUAGUGUUGUUGCAGAAAUCAUAUUUUAAAAUGAAAAUACAUGUUUGGUAAACAUUCUUUCUGUGAGACCUGUAUAGUGAUUGGAUGUUAGAAAAUUGAAUCAUUUUGUUAGCUAGAAUAAUUUAAUAUCAAUCUUUGUAACUGCAAUAUCCUGGUCAAGCAGCUUUUGUCUACACCUUUUUUGUACUUCAUAUUUCGUAGUUUUGUCCAUGUGUCCUUCUGGGGGUUGUCCCUGAACUAACUGCCCGCAACCCAACCUUUCUACAUAUUGACACAUCUUUCUGUUUAAAUAAGACACCACUUACAACAUCUUAAACAGCUGCACAGAAAGAAAAAAAAAAAGCAUGUACAACAAAAUGUCAUACACAAAAUGGAGACAGGAAGACAGGACAUUUGGGGGCAUGACAUUGAUAAAGGAGCAGUAUCUAGUUGAAUAAUGUGAACAUGUAGACACAAAUAUGAAAACAGUUGAGUUUUUAAAGAAAUUGCCAACACUUCAUUACACAAGAGUAACAACACAGGAGUAACAGCAGUACACAGGAGAAAGCAACAUUAAAAAGUGAGAGUUUAAAAAAAAGUCAAGAGUUUAUCGAUAACGUUUAUUAUCUGCAGUAUACUCCAUAGGUUUGUGUUUCAAUGUCAAUUUAGAUGUUUUCAUGUGCUGUACCAAAAAAACAGGCUUUCUAAGAUACAUUUUCAUAUAAAAAAAAAAACUGAGGUAGUUGAUGUUUGAGAAGUGAUAGUAAACCUUAAAUCAGGGUUCGAUUCUCAGCAGAAAAAGCUGUAUUUAUAGCAUUUUCGUACCCAGGUAUCUGUUUUGUAUUAACUGAAGAUUGUACUGAACAGCUGCUUUUUUUAUAUGGAGGUGAAAGUUUGGGGUACAGUGUUGGUGCCAAUUAAAGGAAGAUUUAAAACUAUGCCUUAUGUCUUCCCGUUUCUGCAUUUGCCAUAACAAGAGAAUUAAAGGGAAGAUCCAGACCACUUGUACCUCUUACACUUUUGCUGUUGUUUCGUUACUGUGUAGCACCUGAUAGCUUGGUCCAAUAGAAACAUUGGAGGAAAUACAGACUAAAUUAAAAGCAACAGAAACAAGUAAAAUUCCCAUUUACUUUCAAGGAAAUCUGUUCUAUGGAAGUACUGCAAGUCAUGCCUGCCAUCUUUCACAAGUGAGUGCAGAUGCAACAAUGAUGUUGUGUGUGUAAGGAUAUGGCUGCAUAUACAUGAUUCUAGUUUGUAUAUUGCAAUUCAUAUAUGCAAAACGUUGCCUAAAAGCAAAGAGGUUGUGAAAAAGGGGCAGCAGACAGAAUAGUAGACACAGGACUUAGAAUCAGCAUAUGCAAAUUAUAAAUUAUGAUAAAACAAAAUAAAAACCAAAAACUUGAGCUUUUACAAAAUCUUGUCUGCCUCAAACAGGCAACUAUCCUCUUCUCUCCCCGAAGUCCAUCUGAACUAAGGAACUGUCUUAGCUCCUGCCUUAUACAUGUAGCCAAGCUAAAUUGACAAUCAAUUAUCUAAUUUAGUCUGAUUUUGGUCCAGGGAUAAGGAGUUUUAACCCUAUUUCUGACGCAUAAAACAAAAACUAAACUAUUUAAAUUUGCGGAGAGUCUGCCUGCGUUACCCCAAAACAAACUUUAUUUACAGUAAAGAAAAUACCAAAGUGUAAUGAGAAGGUAUACAUAGGGAACUUUUUUUGCUUUGGAAAACGACAAAUAACAGAAUUAAAAGCCAUGUAUUUACAUUUAGAAGUGUGAAAAACAGUUGGAUGAGCACCUCCACUAAAUCCUUGUUGCUAGGUAUAUGGAGAUAAUAAAUUACCCUCACUUUUUUAUUGAGGGCAGGCAUUACUUUUUCUCUUGCAUGCUGGUCAGUUCUAACGAAGUCUGGAAUCAAAUUAAUCAAGUUUUGUAAUCAUUUUUGUUAUAACAAUGGAAGGGAAUCUGACAAUCAGCAAUAUUUCUGUAGAGGCAGCAAUAGGCAUAUAUAUUACACUGUACAGGGUGAUCCAUUUCGAUUUUGUGUUGUGGAAAAAAAAUCUCAAGACUCUAGAACUACCAUCACAAGUCAUAAAGCACCCUGUUGCCUAUUAUUAAACAGAAUUCACUGCUCACUAUUGUACCCUUAGAAACAGGACUGGUUUCUCCACAAUGUGCUGUGCUACUGAUGAAUUUAGAGCAAACGGUGAUACUUUUGGUGUCCAAGUGACACUCACAUCACACGAUUUUAUAAUUGACAAUGGCCAUUUGAAAUCAUAACAAAACUGCAUUUAAAAGUUGUGGUGUUUGUGCUUGCUCUUGUAGGUAAACAUAGACAUGUAUUUUGUUCUGGGUCUAAUGGAAGUAAAUGGUCUUUAACUUUAACUUCAAUAACUGGCUGUUUUACAGUAGCAGACAUAAUUGCUGGCACUCUAAACAGGGUUUACAUACCAUUGUAAUAAUGAAAGUUAUUUUUCUGUCUGCAAAUAAAUAUUUAUUAUGA
Acipenser ruthenus (sterlet) is the source of this 9017-nucleotide messenger RNA. RefSeq names its product anion exchange protein 3-like. The coding region runs from base 411 to 4280 and encodes 1289 amino acids. Gene Ontology annotation, molecular function: monoatomic anion transmembrane transporter activity; solute:inorganic anion antiporter activity. The record is from RefSeq and is a predicted model, not a curated record. Gene Ontology annotation, cellular component: plasma membrane. The transcript is spliced from 24 exons. NCBI's taxonomy places the organism in Eukaryota, Metazoa, Chordata, Actinopteri, Acipenseriformes, Acipenseridae. Gene Ontology annotation, biological process: transmembrane transport; regulation of intracellular pH; bicarbonate transport.